Molecule: messenger RNA, 6338 nt
Organism: Galleria mellonella (greater wax moth)
Lineage: Eukaryota; Metazoa; Arthropoda; Insecta; Lepidoptera; Pyralidae
Product: G-protein coupled receptor moody-like
Exons: 3
Coding region: 5-1408 (467 amino acids)
Biological process (GO): G protein-coupled receptor signaling pathway
Cellular component (GO): membrane
Molecular function (GO): G protein-coupled receptor activity
Source: RefSeq, a predicted model, not a curated record
UAUAAUGGCUUCGGUAAUUAGCUUAGCAAACGGUUCGCUAGUGAAUUUUACAACUAACAAUAGUGUACUGGGACUGGAUGAAUACAACUCAGAUAAGGAGCUAGCUGCUGUGGAAUUGUUCAAGAACUAUCCUGAGGGUCUGCUGAAGUUCGCUACAGUCUGCUGCGGGUUGUUCAUGCUGGUUGGCAUACCGGGAAAUAUAAUCACAAUCGUCGCUCUGGCCCGUUGUAAAAAGGUACGCAACGCGACCGCUCUAUUCAUAAUAAACUUGUCCACAUCCGAUCUCUUGUUCUGCUGUUUCAAUCUACCGUUAGCCGGUUCUACAUUCUGGACAGAGCAUUGGAUACACGGAAGAACAUUAUGCCGGCUGUUCCCGAUGGUGAGAUACGCGCUCGUCGCCGUGUCGCUCUUCACCAUUCUGGCCAUUACAAUUAACAGAUACAUCAUGAUUGCUUACCCACUACUUUAUCCUAUAUUAUACACAAAACGGAAGCUGAUACUGAUGGUAGCGACAAUUUGGAUAAUUUCCUUUGGUGCGCUGCUGGCAACGUGGUUUGAAGCUUGGGGUCGCUUCAGCUUAGAACCAAGUAUUGGAUCUUGUACCAUAGUACCCGACGAACACGGCAGAUCCCCAAAGAAAUUUCUGUUCAUAGUCGCCUUUUUACUUCCCGGUUUGGCGAUUAUAAUAUGCUACGCUCGUAUAUUUUGGAUAGUUAAAAAAGUAGGCAGAAAAUCACAACCAUCAAUUCGCUUGCGUCCCAGACCGACAACAGAGAUCGUAUCAACAGAGACACACUCGAGGGAUAUUUUGGAACACGAAAACAGACCGGCCAGUGUGCAUGUACCACAAAAAAUAUAUACUCAACGUAUACUUUGCUUGUGCACACCAAGUUCAGAGAAUUCCUCUUGUUCUGGCGCAGAGAGUUGCACACCAGAUGAAGCUGACCGAAAAAUGCCUUCAAGUAACAAUCGCUCUGUAGGCAGUAGCGAAACGAUUAGAAAAAUCAAAGUAGCAUUUGCAGGUAACAGGCAGCCAACAGAACCGAAACCACUUUUGCCCACUAGAAAAGACAAGAAAUUGCGUACAAUGAUAAUGGCCAUAAUGCUUGCAUUCGGCCUCUGCCAUUUGCCAAUAUCUGUAACGAAGAUCUUCCUUGAGUUCACUCCACAUCCAAUUUUAAAAAUUUUCAGUUACAUUUUAUUAUAUUUAACGACAUGCAUCAAUCCCGUAAUCUACGUAGUAAUGUCUAAUGAGUACAGGCAAGCAUAUAAAAAUUUAGUCACAUGUAGUCCACAAGUUAGAGAAAUGACAGAAUCCACAGGAAUGAGGAUAAUGAACGGUCUGAAUAAAUCUUUUCGACGAUCUGAAAGAAAAGUGAAGUUAAAAAAUACUCAAGAAGAUGUUUGAAUGUUCUAUAGUGUUUUGUUGUAAAUGAUGUGUUUUAUUGUAUUUGAAAUUAGAGAAACAAGUGAGAGCCGUCCGCAAUGUGCUAAUUUGGAGGUGAUGUAAGCGAUAGAACAGUGUGAAACAGUAGAUUUUUAGAUUAGGGACGAAGAAGUAUUAUCUUCGUAGCGUAAGAUAUAUCUUCAAAUGUAAAUAGACUUGUAUAUAGACAUAAUAUUAUAUUAAGAGUAAAAUGUUUUGGGAAUACAUCUAUCUUCCACAAAUAAUACGAUAUAAAUUUAAGAAUUUCUUUUAAAGAAUUGAAUCCACACAAAGAAUUUUGAAAAACGACUCUUGACCCGGUUUAUUUUGUUUACAAUUAUUAUAUUUAAAAAAUUAUAUAAUAAAAAGAACAUAAAAAAUACUUACUCGAAUAUAUUUUAUCUUAACUCAAUAUAAUAAUGCUCUGAACAUUGUCACGAUUUUCUACGGAUUAAAAAAUAAAUAGUUCAAAUUUAUAUGGCGUACCUACUAAAAACUUGACUUGUUUGUCUUUUAUGUGACAUAGUCAAAAUGAACGAUAUAAAUAUAGUUUAUUUUAAGUAUAUUCACCAAUUUAUAGUAAUUCCCUUCCUUAUAAAAGGAAUGAUCAACAGUUUCCUUGUAAAUUCAUUGCUUGAUAAUAUCCUUUCAAAAGAUUAAAAAACAUUUACACUAUAAUCAUCUGAGUCACUCGUUUGUACUUCCGAUUGGCGUUUGUUACGCUUCUGUAAUUUAAUAAAUAGAAAUACAUAUUCUUCGACAGUUUCAAUGUUUAAGAGCAGUAUCCAACUUCCACCCAUCAUUAUCUGUUGACGUAUAUACGUAUAUAUUUGUUAUUUAAUUCUUCGAAUUGUAUUUUAAUUGAACUGAGUUUGAGAAGCUUUAUUAUUAAUUACCUCUUUAUGACAUAUACUCAUAGUAACGGUUAAGAUAUAGGACGUAAUUAAAUGUGUUAUAUUGUAGGAAAUAUCGUAACUAAGUAUGAAUACUGUAAUAGUGAAUAACAGUCACAAAUGUUUUACAAGUUAUUAAUUAUACUUUACGGAAAUUUAAAGACGUUAGAGAUUUUAUUGGAAAUUUAAAUUGAUUAAAAUUUAAUAAUUGUUUAUUCACAAUUGCAGAAAUUUAAAAAAUAUAUAAUAAUAUAUAUUUUUUUUAAAUUUCUGCAACGAUAUUGUGAAUAUGCACGGACGUUUUUGAACUAUUUUUAUACUGUUGCGUAUAGUUUGCCAGUUUGCCACCAUGAAGGUAAAAUCAUUCGAUAUUGUACCGUGUUAUGAUAAAUAAAAUAACAUCCAAUAUCUUCGCGAAUUAUGAAUCAUUUUUAGUGAUUCAUAUUGAAUCAAAUGGCUCCUGCGUUAAUUCCUAGUAUGGUCUAGUAACUGCAUACUUACUAACUUUUAUCUUCUAAAUAUGAUGUCUUUUCUGAAAAAAAACUACUUUUUACCAAAAUUAUAAAAAAAUAAAGAAACAUAUAUCUUACUUCUCUAAGUGAUAAACUAAAAGCAAAAGAAUUAUUAUAUUUUCCUGUAAAACUUGUUACAUAUUUAAAAUUCAAUUUUAACGUCAGUAGAUUUCCGUAAAUCUAUUCAUUCCUAAAGAUGCGCUUACACGGGUAAGUUUUAAGCAAAUGCCCACCAAUUGUUUAUUAAGUUACUUCAUGUCGAAUUUUCAAUUUAAUCGGAUUAACGUAGAUGUAAUUUCGUCGAGAUUAUUCGACUAGUUUCGGAAUGCCUAAAACCCUUUUUCUUAUAUAAUUUACGUGAAGCCAAAAUUCAAAUGUGAUCUCUUAAAUAAGAGUCACGGAUAAUCCCGAAACUAGUCGAGUAUAGUCCACAAAAGUAGAAAGUCAAUCUGGUUAAGUUUACUAAAAUUUUAUAAUAUAAUGUGUGCAUACUAAAUUUAAUAAUAAAAAUAAUAUCGCCCAGCAUUGCUUUGGCGGUAUAUUCAUCAACAACUGUUAUAUAUUUUUUUAAUCAUCACAAUUAAGAAGUAUUAACUGGAUUUCCGCAAUUUAAAUUACCCAUGUGAGCGAACCUUAAUAAGGCAGAUGUUUGGUACAAAACGUACAAUAUCAAUGUGUGAUAUUAUUGUAAAUAAGAUGGAUGUCAAAGACGUAGAGUUUCGAUAUGAUAUUAUUGAAUCGAAGAAGGUGCUGUUUUAAACGCGUUAUUAUAUAAAAUAAAUACAUUGGUAUAUAAAUGAGCAGGUUUAAAAAAAAAUUUGUUAACGCAAUUUAUAAUUAUUUAUUUUACUUAUUGAAAACUCUCUUAUAAUAAUCUCAAUUUGUGCUUAUACAAGGUAAUAUCGAAACAAUUAGCAUUCUUAUAAAGGGCUAUUCUACUGAUGAUUCUGACCAUGUUUCACAAAAGAACAUGGGUCAAAAAAUGUACCGCCCAUAGCCACUUAAUACUAUGGCGUCCAACUGUCAACUAAGCUCCCAAUUUACAAAAACAUCAAACCUCUGAUAAAACUAUAAUAGAUAUUGAAAUAUUUAUUCCUUUCUUUUGCACAAAAUUCUCAAUUUGAAAGACAGUGACAAAUGAGUAUUACAGUGUAAUACUCAUAAUUAAAAUAUGUUUGUAGGACGUUUUAGUUUUUAUGAAUAAGAGAAUUAGUACAGAAGACUCAAUUUUUUUCGGUAAAAUAUACUCCCUUAAAAUUUUGCUAAUUACUUCUAUAUUACCUGUAUACAUUUUUUAUUAAAUUUCUAAAAGUAUAUCAAUUUCGCUGUCGUUAAUUUAAUAUAUUAAUAUUAUAAAUUAAAAAAAAAUCCUAUUAAUCUAGAUAUUCAUUUUUAGGCAGUACCUAUCUAUUUUUAUGAAUUGUAUAAUUAUAUAAAAAUAUAAGUUGUGAUUUCUCCAUACGAUAUAUCUAAUUGCGAAAUAGUUUAACUUAUAAUAAAUGUUAUAAGUAAGAGUUAAAUUUAUAAAAAUCAAAUAACUAAGCCUAAAAACGUAGCAAUCAUUCCAGGAUACAUUUGGGAGAUAUGGUUAAUGAUUACUAUAACAACUAUAGCAAUUUAUUUAAUAAUCUAUAAAUAUCUAAGUUAAAUUAAUGAUUAAAAUAAAUGUUUUGUACAUUAACUGUAUUGUAGAAUGAGAAAAGUGUUACUAGUGUUCCCAAAGAUGUUUGUAUGUAAAGAACACGAUAUUUCAUUUAUAAUAUUUACUUGGACAUUCAAUUGAGUAUGUAUACAAACGAGUUUUACUAUGAAGAAACGAUGUAUGGACUUGUUUUUUUGUAAGAUAUAUUUAAUUAUCGUUAAUUAUAUAUCAAAAUCUCUUAACAAGGAUGAUUAUGCUAUAAAUUACUGGGGAAUAGUUCCAUAAUUUUCCAUAAGUUACGUAUGGUAUACAUUCUAAUGGUAAUAUGAUUUAACAACCAGUUUUAUUUAGAAUCACGAAGCAAUAAUAGUUUUCAAGGUCUACAUUUGCUAUUUUUGUCAAGUAUAUGGAAAUAAGAAAAGAAAAUACUCGAAAACAGUGGAUAACUGGACAAAAACAAAUUGCAAAUGUUAUGUCUGUAAUAUUUUUACAGAAACUAGUGUUUUAAUUGUUUAUAUGACAUUAAAGUCAUUUGAUUGUUCCAUAUGAACUAAAUUAAGAAACUUCUGAGCUAGAGGAUAUAUACGAUAUAAAAGCAUUGGCAUGACCUUUUUUUCUAUAUAAGUGCAGCUCAUUAUUUUUAAUUCAUCUCACAUAUAUAUUACCUAUCUAAUAUUAAUGUGGAUUUGAUUAUAUAUAAACAGAACUUUUUAUAUGUAUAAUUUACAAUACAACAAAUCUAUUGGACAAGGAAAACAGGCCUGCAUUUUGCAUACAUAGAAUAUAUCUAUUGAACUAUACUUUUAUAUUAUUAACCUAAAUACCUCUUACCCAAAUAGUCACAUUCAAGAUAGAGGUUACUAUUAAAGUUACUUUUGAAUAUACAACGCUGAACUAGAUUAGAUAAAACUUUUUUCAGUUUUACAAAAAUUUAUGAUCACAGGAAAAUGAAAUUUAUUCUAAACUAAUUGAAAAUUAAACUCAUUAAACGUUCAAUUUAUUUAAACAAAAAACAGUCUUAUGUAUAUAUCUUCAUUGUCAGUCAAUAUCUAAUAUUAAACCACGUAAUAAUCAAUGGGAUAUUAAUUCUAUACAUCAUUUUUUCCUAUUUAAAUUUUAUUAAAAUAAUAUAAAAUGCAAUCAUCAAAUAAAUAGCAGAAUGUACUUUUACAAUGACAUAUAUGCUGGUAUUCGUCUUUUAUUAAAUCCAAGAAUGAUAAUAUCUAGGAAUUACACAUGCGUCAUAUUUUUUGUGGAACUCUGUAUGAAUCGUGUAUUGAUAGAAUUGGAGUGCGUACAUACAAUAUAAGUCCAAUUCUCUCAAGUAAACAAACCAUUUCGUGCGUUUACUUUUCAUUGUAUUCAUAUUCUAUAUCUGUUUUACACUUUUUAGUUUGCACUUGACCAUGCCUACUCAUAAAUUUUAGUUACCGUCAACCUUCCGAACUUUAAUUACAUUCAAGGAUUCAAAGUCAUAAACAUUUCCAAUUUUUAUGUAAAUUCCCCAACUUAAAGUUGCUUUUACAUUCUCUAAAUUAGAAUAUUCAUAAUUUUAAAGAAGAUACAGUGCAUAAUAUGCAUUUAAUACGUAAAACACAUGUAUUAUAAUUAAAAAGAACAUACUGGUAUUUUCCUUAGUUGUUAUAAAUUUUACAAUUACCUUGUAUACCAAAGCUACUCAAAGCGUAACUAAUUGUAUUAUUAAGUGUAUGAUUAAUGUAAUAAAUUAUUGACACCUGUCGUUGAUAUUGUAAGCUGAACACCAAGAAGUAGGUACCAAAGAACCAAACACCGGGGCCACGGAAACCCUUAAGCCAUUGUACUUACCAAAGAUGUAAUUGUAAUAAAUUAAAAUGUUUACAUUU